AUGAUGAAGAUUAUAUGGAUUCUCGUCUUUGGCUUUCAUUUAGUAGAAAGUCAAGACAGCGUCGAAGAUGCUCUCCUUGACGGGAAAUCUCUCUUCACGAAUGCAUCGCUUCAAACGUAUUUGAAAGAUUUGGAUCAUCUCAAUGAUAUUUAUAUGGAAAUCAAUGAUAAACCUAUGGUGAGUCUUGGCACAGGCGGUGGCUCGGGAGGUGCUUUAAUGCAUGCGUUGAAAAACACGGGCACCAAGAAGAUCAUUGGAAUCAACGGUCGACCCGAUCAGCUACCGUAUCUCUUCCAAGGAGACAUCAUCUUGACCGGUGAACAAAUGCAACAACAGAUCAAAGCUGCCGAAGCUCAGCUGGCCAAGAAGAAAGGUGAAACGUCGAGACGCGUUCGAAGUAUGACUUCAAAUCUUUCACUUCGAUGGAGACGCUUUCCCAUUCAAUACUACAUCUCGCCUGGGGCUCCAACGUCAGCCAUUCAAGCGGGUGUCACGAGAUGGCAACAACUCUCGUGUAUCACUUUUCAACAAGUUAACUCACCUCCAUCUGGAAACGGAUUGAUUUUCAUUCAAGGGAAUGGUUGCUAUUCAUACAUUGGAAUGACUGGUUUCUCUCCUCAACAAAUCUCCAUCGGAUUUGGGUGUGAAUCGCUUGGAACCGUGAUGCACGAGAUUGGUCACGCUCUCGGCUUCUACCACGAGCAGGCUCGAUCUGACCGUGACUCUUACGUGAACAUUUUGUGGCAGGAUAUCCAAAGCAUCUAUCAAUCCCAAUUCAGUGAACAGUCGGCGGCGUCAAUGAUCGAUUACGGAGUGGCAUACGAUUAUGGAUCCGUCAUGCACUAUGAUCAAUUUGCUUUUUCCUCAAACGGACAAGCGGCCAUUCAAACGCUCGACCCAAACUAUCAGCUAACUAUCGGACAGCGAAAUCAGGCUGCUUUCGCUGACGUGAAGAAGAUCAAUCUCGCCUAUUGUAACGCUAGCUGCUCAAAUGUGUUGUCGUGUGUGAAUGGCGGAUACACGGAUCCAAUGAACUGUGAGCAAUGUCGAUGUCCGGAUGGACUUGGAGGCACCCUCUGUGACCAAGCGGCUGCCUCCUAUACGGGAUGCUCAGCCGGCAAUCUCCAAGCUACUUCAACCCUUCAAACGAUCACCGCUCAGGGCAGUCUUGUCUGCAACUAUUUGAUUACGGCUCCACCCGGAAAGAGAAUCUAUUUCCAAGCCAGCUCAUUGUCUUUCCCAUACCAAGCCGUUUGCAGUCAAGCCUACUUGGAGCUCAAGUACAAUGCGGAUCUCGGACGAACGGGUGCCAGAUUAUGCCGACAGGCCUCAUUGAGUGGGAUGACAAGUGGCGGCUCGUCGAUGGUGGUGAUCUUUCAGGGUGGAAGCACCUCACGAUUCACUCUCAGCUAUAGAUAUGAUCCACCAGACACUUCCCCAACAACGACAACAACGACAACAACGACCCAGUCAACCCAGUCAACCCAGUCAACCCAACCGACCACUCGACCGGGCACAACAACCACAACAACCACAACUACAAGAACCACUACAACAACGACGACAACAAGGAGAAUCACAUGGCCAACAACUCAACCAUCCAGAUGUAGCCCGUGGAACUUUUGCAGUCAACCCUGUGGUGGCUGUGGAAUCCAGUCGAGAGUUUGUUCAACUGGAGUACAAACACAACCAUGCAACCUCGUCGCUUGUCGGGGCUUCUUCUGUUGUUCGCCAUUCAUUGUCUCUCGACAAGGCACUUGUAUAAAGCCAGCAUCCGACAAUGAGACUGAGCCAACUGAUUCCACUCCUGCUGUUCAGCCGAGUGAAGCGACCAAAGCGCUAACUCCAAAACCCACCACAAAGCCAGCCCCGAAAACCGCCAAAAAACCAAAACCAACCACAAAGAAGCCGAAUGGUAAAAUCGGAAAGAAAAUCGGUCAUCGAGCCGAAUUCUUCGAUGACGAAGGAAGUGGGGAAGAGCCAAACGCUGUGACUCGGAAACCAAUCACGAAGCCCGGGAAACUAGCUGAUAAAAUUCGACGACCCUACAGAAAAUCGGCUGUUUUCGUUGACGAACUUGAGAAAAACGACUCUUCGACUGAAAAAACAGAAGCU
Molecule: messenger RNA, 2115 nt
Organism: Mesorhabditis belari
Lineage: Eukaryota; Metazoa; Nematoda; Chromadorea; Rhabditida; Rhabditidae
Source: the annotation of a GenBank genome assembly